UCAAAAGAAAACACUACGUCCCUAUUUUUAUUUAUUUUUAUUGAAUAUACAUCCCUAAUUAAUAUUGCAAAAAUAAUCGAAGGAAGGAGAAGAUGGAAUGCUAUAAUCCAAGCAAUCCAUUAGAAUUACCAGAUGCCGAUGAAGAAGAACAUUUAGCACGCACGUACUUCGAUGUUGAGGUCGAUUUCAUGGUUCAUCCUGGUUACCGCACAGACGACAGGUUUAUCGGUAUCCGACACACCGCACUUUCCGCUAUUGUUAAGUACACUUGCGAUCAAAAUGACGCUUUCGUGCCUUAUCUUGCCAUCAAUUAUGUUGAUCGUUUCCUGUCAACAAACAUCAAUAUACCGGUGAUUCUGAAUGGCCAAGGUGUUAAACGAAAUGUGGAGCUAUUUGCUUUCUCUUGCGUUUCAAUUGCUUCCAAGAUACGCUCUUCAGACUUCUCCGUCUCUGACUUAUUGAAGCACCAACUGGCGGAAUUUAAGGAUGAUGUUGAGAUUAUGGAGCUUCAUAUUAUGGAAGGUCUGAAUCAGAGGGUGAGGCCAGUUACAGCCAUAACCUUUAUGUAUCUCCUUCUUCCCGGGCUUCUGAUAAAGGAAGUUCAGCAGCAACCUUUUCCAACAACCUUUGCUGCUCGUAUAAUUUUUCAAAUUCAUAAAGAUAUAAGAUUCACCGAGUUCAGGCCUUCGACACUUGCAGCAUCAGCUAUAUUAGCUAGUACUUACGAGAGACUUCCCGGGUCUCACUCUCAGUUCUUAAAAAAGAUAUCUAGCUCCAGCGUUGUUAUACAGUCUGAAGUGUAAGAAUGCUUUAAAAUAUUGAACGGAGAUGCUUUACCUGCUGCAGAUCAUAUACCCAAUCCUGACCUACGCCCAAAGGUGCCGAAGUUUAAAAAAAACUACAGGUGCCGCAGUAUCGGAAGGAGCAAAGCGGAGAUUGCAGAAUGGCUGAAAGGAGACGAGAAGAUAGAAAUGGUUGUUGGCUCCAUUCUGCCCGAAAGCAAAGAAAGACCUUGGAACAGGAAAGGUAAUUAGGAGGCUUAGGAGUUGAAGGUGCAAGAGCAAGUCCCAAAUAGCUGAAGGGUGUUCACUGAAGAUUUUAUUUAUUUUUAUAUAGUACUUAGAUAAUGCAUGUUCCCGUCAGAACCUUAUAUGUAAUUAUGGGUUGUUUCAUGAAGGAAAUAUCUGAGAGUUCUUGCUUGUAAA
Erigeron canadensis is the source of this 1205-nucleotide messenger RNA. RefSeq names its product putative cyclin-D6-1. The record is from RefSeq and is a predicted model, not a curated record. The transcript is spliced from 8 exons. Gene Ontology annotation, molecular function: cyclin-dependent protein serine/threonine kinase regulator activity. Gene Ontology annotation, cellular component: cyclin-dependent protein kinase holoenzyme complex; nucleus; cytoplasm. Gene Ontology annotation, biological process: mitotic cell cycle phase transition; regulation of cyclin-dependent protein serine/threonine kinase activity. Lineage: Eukaryota; Viridiplantae; Streptophyta; Magnoliopsida; Asterales; Asteraceae. The coding region runs from base 93 to 803 and encodes 236 amino acids.